Messenger RNA from Thecamonas trahens ATCC 50062, 543 nucleotides. RefSeq names its product major facilitator superfamily transporter MFS_1. The transcript is spliced from 2 exons. Gene Ontology annotation, biological process: transmembrane transport. Gene Ontology annotation, molecular function: transmembrane transporter activity. Lineage: Eukaryota; Apusomonadida; Apusomonadidae. The record is from RefSeq and is a predicted model, not a curated record. Bases 1 to 543 code for a protein of 180 amino acids. Gene Ontology annotation, cellular component: membrane.
AUGCUGACGGUGGCGCACGUGUCGUACAUUGCUUGCCAGUUCAUCCUGGUGUAUGUCAAGGAUCAGGCACAGGAAGCGCUGGGCUUUAGUGAUGCGCAAUAUGGACUGCUUGUGGGCUACGCGUUCUCGCUUGUCUUUGUUGUCGCCGGCAUUCCUAUCGGAUACGUGUCGGAUGUGCAUUCGCGGAAGGUUGUCAUUGUGGCGUCGAUCAGUCUGUGGUCGGUGGCGACGGUGGCCCAGGGCGCGGCGCCAUCGUUUGCGCUCCUUCUCCUGGCGCGGAUGCUGCAGGGCGUGGGCUCGGCAGGUUUCAAUGCCGCCUCGUUUGCGCUCAUCGCAGACUACUUUGCAGCCAGUCAGCGAUCGGUGGCCAACUCGGUCUUCUCGACGUCGGUGUACAUGGGCGGCGGCAUUACGGCGGCGCUCGGCUCACUGCUCGCCGACUCGUCGUUUGGCUGGCGCUGGACGGUGGCGGCAUUUGGCUUUGCCGGCAUUGGUAUUGCGCUGGCGGUGGCGACCACGCGCGCCGAGGUCACGGUCGAGUGA